CUCGACUGUCCAUAAUAGAUUAGUUUAUUCUCUUUGACAACAACUAUUAACGAUAUUAGUAGCAUGAAUUCUUCGUGUCAUAAAUAAAACAAGAAGCAAGGAUUAAAUCAAAAAAUUGAAUCGGUUGAACUCGAGUCACAAUUCAUUGCAAUGGGCGACUUCAACUCACCCCUGCGAUAUAUUUCACCAAACUCCAGAAUUUUGACAUCAAGACCACAGGUUCAGCAAACUCUCAACCUGCGUCAAACCCAAAUAAAAGCCAAAUCAAGCAUCACAUGGUUUUUCAUCAACGGAUUAUUGCUUGGAGUUCUCGUAUUUGACAUUGUUUAUGGAGGAGCAGGAUACAAACCAUUUUUGUGGUUUGAGUGGAUUCUAACUGUGAUUUUCGGAUUGAAUGCUCUGUAUCAUAUCAUCUCCUACUGUUACGCAACAUUGAAUCUCCAGCCAAUUGUUCUGAGUCCGCGUCAGAAGACGCUGCUGGGUAUAAACAAGGGUGAUCCGUUGUUUCAGACUGGGAGUGCUACUCCAAAAACACCUGAACCAGAUUCUCCUAACAGUUUACCAUCUCUGAACCUCAGUCGACGAUCGUUGGGCUCGCCAGGGCUCAACGAGAGCAAAACUUACGCAGCUAGUCCUUUUUCCAAGUAUAAGGGCCCAUCGUCCCCAAGAACGUUGAAUACUAGUUCCAAUACGUCAUUUAAUAAAUCUUUGAAUGCUUCCAUCAAUGGUAGUUUUACUGGCGAAGGUAUGAUUCAAGAUGAAACAGAUUUGGAAAAUUAUUUAAAAGAUAUCUCUGAGCGAGAGAGGAAAACCACUCUCUCUACUAAUGUGGAUCAGCCUUCGAACCUUUUGAGCAGUUUCUGGUCACAUCCUGCAACAAGAAAUCCUGGGGAAGUGUCACCAAUGCUGAGGAGAUGUGCUUAUCAAUUAGCUCCAACAGUUGAUAAAACAACAUCUACGAGUCCUGGUGCUGAAGAGGGUAUAUCACCACGAGGAUUUUUCGGUACCCCUGACAUCUGGAGAAAGUACAGAAUUGAUCCUAACAGGGUUAAUCAAUGGACUGCGAAUCUAAGAAUGUGGAUCAGCAAAACUGUUGUUGAACGCAUAUCAAUGGAAAUUGACAACGUGUGUUCAGCGCUCGUUCGUCAUGGCUUGACAGACUCUCAACCUGGUUACGUAGGCCUUGACAGACUUAGAAAGCUCGCUCAAUCUCAAUCCUUCGCAAUUCCCACUCUUCCAACACUGGUUCAAUUUCUAGAAUUAUCUAAUAAUCAAGAUUAUUUGGUGAAGAGAAUAAAACUGUUGGCGAAGGGUGGAUCCAUGAGUGAAUUUAAAUGGAAUAGUGGAGGAUCGCAUAAUGGGAAACCGUGGGAUCCUAGCUUACCGACAGAUGCAGCCAUUGUGAUGCAUCUAGUGUCGUCGUAUAUGGACACGCAAUUAGAGGCGCCCUUGGAUCAACCGGACGCUCGCCCCUUCACAUCCAGAUACACGGGAAAAAGUGGGAUAGAGUUGCCAAGAAGUAAAGGCCCAAUCAUUGUUUGUCAAUCAACAGAUCCGCCACGUUAUUGUCUGGCUCUCAGUGGCAUCUCUUCACCUGUUGAAUAUGAAGAAAUUCCAAGGGGACGAAACAACCUGUUCCACACUCUCUUGCUAUUCCUAUACAACAUAAAAAAUCGAGAGUAUGGAAUGCUUGGACGAGUCAACCUAGGAAAAUCAGGAGUAAAUGUUCUCUGGGUCAUCGACAGCUAAGAAUCACUACCUUUCAUACAUGCUUCAUCCACAUUACCUGUGUUAUAUACAUCAAUUCACAAAUUUAUAAUUAUUUUUGUAUCAAAACUAAUUGUUUCCAUAAAGAGCUGGAUUGAAUUUUCUCCCAUA
Messenger RNA from Diachasmimorpha longicaudata, 1878 nucleotides. Its product is annotated as transmembrane protein 209. The transcript has 8 exons. Lineage: Eukaryota; Metazoa; Arthropoda; Insecta; Hymenoptera; Braconidae. Bases 151 to 1749 code for a protein of 532 amino acids. The record is from RefSeq and is a predicted model, not a curated record. Gene Ontology annotation, cellular component: membrane.